GGGCCUGAGCGGGAAGAGGCAGAGGUGGUGGGGGCAGUGACAGUGUCCUGGCCUCUGCCUGCCCCCACCCCCUGCCCAGGGCCUUCCACCACUCCAACAUCAUGAGUAGCGCCUACCACUGGGAGGCCCGGCGCCGGCAGAUGGCUUUGGACCGGAGGAAGUGGCUGAUGGCCCAGGAGCAGCAGCAGCAGCAAGAGCAGGAACUGAAGAAAGUCCAAGAGGAGGAAGACCAAUCUGGUAAAAACCUGCAGCUGGCUCAGCAAUCAAAGGAGCCUCAGCCAGCACCCAUGCAACAGAAGCAACCACCAGUGCAGCCACCACCAACACAGCCAUCAUCUCAGCCAAAGCAACAAAGUGCCCACGACCCUCUUGCUCAGGGCAUCUCCAAAUGCCAGCUCCAGAAGGAUUCUCGAAGGCCAGCCCCCCAGCUUGGCUCAGAGAAUACCCAGCAAGCUGGAGGGCAAUCCCACUGUAUGAACAACACCUUCCAUGGGCAGGUGAAAAGCUUUGCUGGCUCAGAUUUCAUGAAUCCAUGCCAGUCUAGCCCUACCCAAAACACCAAGUAUUCACGACUCACGUCAACAAACUACAUACAGCAGUGGUGAUCCUGAGAUCAACUCUAAGACCCUGCUAACCAUCACCAAAAGACAAAACAAAACAAAAAACCAGAUGAGCAGCACACCUUCUUACCGCACGUCUCCAUUCCAAAAACCAACCACUCUGGAAGAGGAGGCUAGCUGUGAAUAAAAUGUGAUUUCUUCCUGCAAAGAAUCAAGAGACCGGUCAG
Molecule: messenger RNA, 787 nt
Organism: Tupaia belangeri chinensis (Chinese tree shrew)
Lineage: Eukaryota; Metazoa; Chordata; Mammalia; Scandentia; Tupaiidae
Gene: CCDC200
Product: coiled-coil domain containing 200
Exons: 4
Coding region: 102-605 (167 amino acids)
Source: RefSeq, a predicted model, not a curated record